Arabis nemorensis is the source of this 1284-nucleotide messenger RNA. The record is from the annotation of a GenBank genome assembly. Lineage: Eukaryota; Viridiplantae; Streptophyta; Magnoliopsida; Brassicales; Brassicaceae.
AUGGCGGGUUUGCGCAAAGCGAGCACUUGGCUCCUCGUAGUACUAGUAGUUAUGGCCACCACAGUGGCAAACGGAGCUAGAACACCUAAAGAAGACAAAGUUAAAGAAGCCGAUGCAGCUGCACCAUCAUCAGGAGCCACAGAAAGUGCUGCAGCUGGACCAGCAGGAGCCAAAGGAAGUGCUGCAGCUGGACCAGUAGGAGCCAAAGGAAGUGCUGCAGCAGGAGCCAAAGGAAGUGGUGGAUCACUUGACGUUACAGCAUUAGGCGCUAAAGGAGACGGCAAAACCGAUGACAGUGCGGCAUUUACGGCUGCAUGGGAAAAAGCGUGUGCAGCAGGAGGAACAAUUACAGUGCCAAAGGGUGAGUAUAUGGUGAAAACCCUAGAGCUCAAAGGUCCAUGCAAAGGUCCGGUCACUAUGGAAAUGAAUGGCAAUCUAAAGGCCCAAGCUACAUUCACUAGCACCGAAAGACAUUCCGGAUGGAUUAAUAUCGACAAGGUCGCUGAUUUCACUUUGAAUGGAAAUGGAGCCAUUUUUGAUGGUCAAGGCUCCCUCGCUUGGAAGGCCAAUGAUUGCGCUAAAACUGGGGAAUGCAACAAUCUCCCCAUCAACAUCCGAUUCACGGGUCUUACAAACUCGAAAAUUAUCGGCAUAACAUCAACAAACAGCAAACUUUUCCAYAUGAACRUYCUYAACUGCAAGAACMUAACUCUUCRAGAUAUUGGUAUUGAUGCWCCUCCRGAGAGUCUCAACACCGAUGGUAUCCACAUCGGAAGGUCAAAUGGCGUCAACUUAAUAGGGGCAAAGAUUAAAACCGGAGAUGAUUGCGUUUCCAUCGGACAGGGUACUGAAAAUCUCAUUGUUGAGAACGUAGAAUGUGGACCAGGACACGGUAUCUCCAUCGGGAGUCUUGGAAAGUAUCCCAAUGAGGAACCACUGAAUGGAGUCACUGUGAGGAAAUGCCUCAUUAAGAACACCGAUAAUGGUGUUCGCAUCAAGACAUGGCCGGGAUCUCCUCCUAGUAUCGCCUCUAACAUUCUUUUUGAGGAUAUCACAAUGGACAAUGUUACCACUCCCAUUCUCAUCGACCAAGAGUAUUGUCCUCAUGGCAAAUGCAAAGCUGGGGUCCCAUCGAAAGUGAAGUUGUCGGACGUAACCUUCAAGAACAUUAAGGGCACAUCAGCCAAGGGACCAGCUGUCUCGGCUUGUUUAAACGUGAAGCCUGUCGUUAGCGGAAAGAUGGUACCAGCAGCUUGCACUGAAGUCGCUAAAGCGGAUUCUUGA